GCUCACUGAACGCCGCAAGUCCACAAUUUGGUUGGUGCGGAGUGGAUGCCCGCAUGGACCUGUCUGACAGUGACAGCGAGCACGCAGUCCUUGAGCGUGUGAGAGACGCCGCAGCGGAGACGUUGGUCACCUGGGCCUCGCUGCCAGACUCAGCGGACGCGCGGCACCGCUUCGACGACCACAACUCGGACUGCCUCGUUUGUGGAGUGGGGGGGCGCAGCCUGCGGGUGGGGCAGAAUCGCGCCAGGCAGGGCGAGCUGGGCGUCACCGGGUGCUGCGUCUGGGAUGCGGCUGUUGUCCUGGCGCGGUACUUGGAGUGGGCAGAGGAGCUGCGGGAGGCGAAGACCAAGAGCACGGACAGCUUCGCACUGGAAGAUGCCGUGCACGGGCGUCGCUGUUUGGAGCUAGGAGCAGGCUGCGGCUUGGCGGGCCUGGCGGCGGCUUCUUUGGGCGGACUGGUGACGCUCACUGACAGAGAGGAAACUUUGUCUCUGCUGGAGCGCAACGUGCGGGAGUUUACAGGAGACCAUUGCGGUGUCCGCCCAACGCGCAAAGGGAAAGCGCGGCAAGCGGAGUCGUCCUGCUGCUCGGAGGCUCCAGAAGUCCAAUACCUGGACUGGAGCGAGCCACUGGAGCUGGAAGGCAAGACGUACGAGGUGAUUCUUGCAGCCGACUGCUUGUACUCUCUGGAUGGUGCUGAAUCUCUAGCCCGAGUGGUGACGUCGCUGUGUUGCCAGCCUGGGAGCGCCGCCUACGGCGCACGUCUACUGCUGUCACAAGAGCUACGUGCCCCGGAGGUCCUGGAAACCUUUCUGGAGCAGGUCCUCCCUCACUUUCGAGCCUUCCGACUGCCAGCACCGCCCACUCUGGAACGAGCCGCGCCCUGUGUGGUGCUCUACCGUCUAAUCCCAAAAACAUAUCCGAUGCAACAAAGAUAGAAAUCAAAAUCCGACA
Molecule: messenger RNA, 954 nt
Organism: Effrenium voratum
Lineage: Eukaryota; Dinophyceae; Suessiales; Symbiodiniaceae
Source: the annotation of a GenBank genome assembly